This is a messenger RNA of Arabidopsis arenosa, 1759 nucleotides long. The record is from the annotation of a GenBank genome assembly. NCBI's taxonomy places the organism in Eukaryota, Viridiplantae, Streptophyta, Magnoliopsida, Brassicales, Brassicaceae.
GUUACAUACACACUCACACACACUAGCCUUCUUCUUCUCCAUCUUCAUCUCGUGCUUCUGUGUCAGAGACCAAGAAAAUGACGGCGGCCGAAGUAGCUUCUGCGCAGACCAAGAAGCUCAUGAAGUUCAGUCUUUCUCUCUUCCGUCGUGGCUUUAACUCCUCUAAAUGCAAAACGGCGGCGAAGAUGGCUGUGGCUCGGAUAAAGCUUCUAAGGAACAAGAGAUUAGUUGUGGUGAAGCAAAUGAGGCGUGACAUCGCUGUUCUUCUUCAAUCCGGUCAAGAUGCCACUGCUCGAAUCAGAGUUGAGCAUGUGAUAAGGGAACAGAACAUUCAGGCAGCAAACGAAAUCAUUGAGCUUUUCUGUGAACUUAUUGUUGCUCGUCUCACUAUCAUCACUAAGCAAAAGCAAUGUCCUGUGGAUCUUAAGGAAGGUAUUGCUAGUUUGAUUUUUGCUGCGCCUAGAUGCUCUGAGAUUCCUGAGCUUGGAGAUCUUCGAGACAUCUUUGAGAAGAAAUAUGGGAAAGAUUUUGUAUCUGCUGCUACUGAUUUACGUCCUAGCUGCGGCGUAAACCGAAUGUUGAUUGAUAAGCUUUCGGUUAGAAAUCCCGGUGGAGAAUACAAACUCAAAAUCAUGAAGGAAAUUGCAAAGGAAUUCCAGGUUGAUUGGGAUACUACAGAGACAGAGCAAGAACUUCUCAAACCUCUAGAAGAAAGCAUAGACGGGCCUCGUAAGUUUGUUAGCGCUUCAAGCUUACCAGUUAAUCGUGCAGCUAUCAACGAGCCUACUGAUUCUACCAAAGCAGUGCCGAGAUCGAGUAGUAGCACGCGCAUCAACACGCAUUAUCAUGACACCGAGUCAGCAGCGGAAGCAGCUACUGAAUUAGCCAAACAGGCAGUUGCAGCAGCACAAGUAGCCUCCUUAUUGGCUACCAGAAGAGACAGCACCAACGAGUUCUCUGUAUCUUCCGAUCGUUCAACAAAUCAGAAGGAUUCACAGUACAUGGACCAUCAUCAUUCUCCAGGUUCAAGGAGACAAUCACGAGACUCCGAAACAAGUUCUUAUUACGCAAAACCUAGUGCAGAAAACAGGGGAAUGGGUAGAAGACAUAGCUACAACAAUCCGGGUAUUAAUGAAUCUCACUACGAGGAAGACUACACCAAGACCGAAGCAGAAGCCAAGGAAACAAUGAGGAGGAGACACAGCUACAACUCUCGAUCAGUUCCUCCUCCUGCCACUUCUGAGAUCAAGUUUGAUGAGUCAGACUACUACGAGGAAGAGACAGAGCCAGAAGAACCAUCACAUGGUCGUGUUUCUUCUCUCCCGCCAAACCGAGAACCUCCUCAGGCUCCUCAGUCCGGUGAGUCCAGACGGGACUCAAGCGGUCACCAUGUUCACCCAAAACUGCCUGACUAUGACAUUUUGGCUGCACGUUUUGAAGCAAUCAGACAGAGUAAAGGGCCAUUGAUCUGAAGCCAAUAACUUCCACUACUGCUAUAUAUAGAAAGAAAUCACGUACGGGAUAAUGCAAUUAUCAUGUUUAGUUUUGUGUAUGAAGAAGAAGAAAGAUGCAUUUUUUGUUUACUUACUAUAUAACGGUUCAGUUUUGUUGUGAUCUUUUCUGAAACUAUAGUUAAACCGGUCUAGGAAAUCUGAAUUGGAAACUGGCUUUUCAGAAAUCCAAAGUACAGAUUCCAUGAAAAACUGUAUAUGGAAUCAGUUAUUUAUUAAUCUUUGUAGAUUAAAAUGCUUAUCUAAUU